GCAUGAGAACAACAUUUUUUACCACUGUCUGCUUCACCCUAUAUGGUUUACUUCGGGCUGGACCAACAUGUAUGCGAUGUACUGACGUAGCUGAUAUCCAAGAAUGUUUUACAAAUGUUGCUAAUUGUGGAGAUAAUGAGGAAUGCUAUCUGGAGAAAGUGACACAGGAGGAUCUUAGCAUCAAAUACAAUGCAGGAUGCCGUUCAAGACAGGUAUGUGCAAUUAUGGCUGCCUUAAAUGGAGGCGGAAGGAAAAAACGUGAUCUUGUGAAUUGUGCCGCAUGUUGCAGUGAUGCUCCAGACAAGGACGGUCCAUGUAACUCAAAACUGUGUGGUCUCUCUGGGGGACAAAAACAAGCGUCAUGCGUUGUAUGUGAGGGGGUACACAGUGACGUAGCUGCUUGUACUACCGCUGCUACUUGCCCUCCUAACGAGGUUUGCUUCACUGGAAUCCGUAUCGUUGGCACAUUUAUUCGUUAUGUUUUUGGUUGCUACGAGGAACGCGUUUGUCAUGCUAUGUUAGAAAAUGAUAACAAAAACACAACUUUUCAUGGAAGACCAGGUAGAGUUAUUCACGGUGAUCAAGGUACACCUAUUUGUGAUUCAUGCUGUAAGGGUGACAGAUGUAACGCAGCUGACUGUUUUGAACUCAGGAAAAAUAUGACGAUUGGUGACUUUAGCAAUGGUUCAGUACCUCCAUCUGGCUCCCCCACUGGUUAAAAAAGCAAGGACUAUUUUUCAUGUAUAAUGA
Molecule: messenger RNA, 750 nt
Organism: Saccostrea echinata
Lineage: Eukaryota; Metazoa; Mollusca; Bivalvia; Ostreida; Ostreidae
Exons: 9
Coding region: 3-719 (238 amino acids)
Source: RefSeq, a predicted model, not a curated record